AUGAAACUUAUAUACGUGUUAGUUGCAUUGGUAGCGGUUACCAUAGCGCAGACCACUUGUACCCUUCCAUCAACGUACAGCUGGACCUCGACAGGUUCGCUGGCAACCCCCAAGUCAGGCUGGGUUUCGCUUAAAGACUUCACCCACGUCCUCUACAACGGCCAGCAUCUCGUAUAUGCCUCGGACCAUGAUACUGGAUCAAGCUAUGGUUCCAUGAACUUCGGCCUCUUCACGAAUUGGUCUAGCAUGGCCUCAGCAAGCCAGAAUGCGAUGAGUGCUGGGACCGUGGCGCCUACACUCUUCCAAUUCGCCCCAAAGAGCAUCUGGGUACUCGCGUAUCAAUGGGGUCCAACCACUUUCUCCUACAAGACAUCGAGUGAUCCUACAAACACGAAUGGAUGGUCUUCAGCGCAAACGUUGUUCUCCGGGACCAUCUCCGGCUCUAGCACCGGAGCCAUCGACCAGACGGUUAUUGGCGACGCCACAGACAUGUACCUGUUCUUCGCAGGAGACAACGGCAAUAUCUACCGGGCCAGUAUGCCCAUUGGAAACUUCCCCGGCAGUUUCGGCAGCUCAUCGACGGUCAUCUUGACAGACUCAACCAACAACCUGUUCGAAGCCGUUCAAGUCUACACUGUCUCGGGCCAAAACCAAUACCUCAUGAUCGUUGAGGCCAUUGGAGCAAAUGGGCGGUACUUCCGCUCAUUCACGGCCACCAGUUUGGGCGGUUCGUGGACGCCGCAGGCCACGAGUGAGACGGCGCCUUUUGCUGGGAAAGCCAACAGUGGUGCUACUUGGACCAAUGAUAUCAGUCACGGCGAUUUGAUUCGUAGCAACCCCGACCAGACAAUGACCGUUGAUCCGUGCAACCUGCAGUUGCUCUAUCAGGGGAAAUCUCCCAGCUCCAGCGCCUCUUACGACCUCCAGCCUUAUCGCCCCGGUUUGCUGACGCUGCAAAGCUAG
Messenger RNA from Lachnellula hyalina, 963 nucleotides. RefSeq names its product Alpha-L-arabinofuranosidase (gene axhA). The record is from RefSeq and is a predicted model, not a curated record. Gene Ontology annotation, molecular function: alpha-L-arabinofuranosidase activity. Gene Ontology annotation, biological process: L-arabinose metabolic process. The transcript has a single exon. The coding region runs from base 1 to 963 and encodes 320 amino acids. Lineage: Eukaryota; Fungi; Ascomycota; Leotiomycetes; Helotiales; Lachnaceae.